This is a messenger RNA of Impatiens glandulifera, 1041 nucleotides long. Its product is annotated as translocon-associated protein subunit alpha-like. The coding region runs from base 19 to 789 and encodes 256 amino acids. Lineage: Eukaryota; Viridiplantae; Streptophyta; Magnoliopsida; Ericales; Balsaminaceae. Gene Ontology annotation, cellular component: endoplasmic reticulum membrane; endoplasmic reticulum. The transcript has 8 exons. The record is from RefSeq and is a predicted model, not a curated record.
CUCCUGAUUCUCUGUAGAAUGAAGACAAGAGUUUUCUACAUUCUUGCUUUUGUCCUGCUUUCAUAUCCUUUCCUCCAAGUUGCUAGAUGUCAGGCGGAUUCGGAUGAUACUGAAGUAGGCAAAACCACAGUAGAAGAAGGUGAUCUUGGAGUUGUUGGGAAUGUCCAAGAUUUUGGUGAUGGUACUUUAAGUUCUGCUCCAGAAGUGGAUACAAUAUGCAUUUUCCCCAAAAACCCUUCAAAAGCGGUAGUUGCAGGGGAAGAAACUGAACUGUUAGUUGGCAUGAAAAAUGAUGGUGGGUCGAAUGUCAAUAUAAUUGCCAUCAAGGCUAGUAUUUACCUUCCCUAUGAUCACCAGUAUUUGGUUCAGAAUCUCUCCACACAGGCCUUCAACAAUGCAUCAGUUCCUCGAUCGACUCAAGCAACUUUUCCAUAUAUGUUUGCUGUGAGCAAAUUUUUGCAGGCUGGCACGUUUGAUCUUGUUGGAACCAUCAUUUAUGAGGUAGACCAGAAUCCAUAUCAGAGUACAUUUUACAGUGGUAUCAUUGAAGUUACUGAGGCUGGUGGUUUUCUCACUAUUGAGUCUGUAUUGCUGGUUUCCCUUGGAGUUGCACUUCUUGUGCUUUUUGGAUUGUGGAUCCGCAGUCAGAUACAACAUCUCUCAAAGAAAGCCAAAAAGGCAUCCAAAGUGGAAGUUGGAACUAAGACGACAGAUUCAUCCAUGGAUGAAUGGCUUCAGGGAACGGCAUAUUCUCAAUCAUUGUCCAACAAAUCUAAAAAGAAGAUGUAAAUGUGGUGCUCUAGGCUGGCACAACAUCGAAUGUAAUCCUUCCGUGUAGCAACAUAGUCAGAUAUGAAAGCCCACAAUCUGAAAAUUUUUAUGGAAAGAGUAAAAACUAGGGGAAAAAGUUACUUAUUGUAGUAAGACCAGGAAGAUAUACAUUUGAUUUUAUAUUAAUCUAAUGAUUCAGUUUGAAUUUAUAAAAGUGCUAAGUUGGAUGUAUUUGACACAAUUUUGUUAAAAGGCCUAAAAUUUCCUGAU